Messenger RNA from Camellia sinensis, 5154 nucleotides. Lineage: Eukaryota; Viridiplantae; Streptophyta; Magnoliopsida; Ericales; Theaceae. The record is from RefSeq and is a predicted model, not a curated record.
GAUCAACACCGUACCCAAACACUUGUACUUUCUCGCCUCUCUCUCUCUCUCUCUCUCUCUCUCAGAGCUGUCUGAAUUGAAUCAGAUAAACCCUUCCAAAACCCUAGAACGAUGUAUGGUAGAGCCAGUAGUAAUAAAAGAGAAUGAUGAAACGAGUGUGGAGGAUCUCAGACGCAGCACAAGCAGAGCUGUUCCUCCACAGGAGCUCUGCAAAACCCAAAACCCUAACAAACCCUUUACCCAUUCUAACCAAAAUCUCCACCCAAAGAUUCAUUCGAGAACUCUACGCAUCCCAAAACCCUAAACCCUCUUCCUUCUCAUUCCCGAAUAUAAUCGGCUUGUUCGCCAACAAGUGGAGUUGUGCCGACAUUAGAGCCAGAGAAGAUCUCUGCGUUAAGGUCUCGCUUUUGAGAGACGAAUUGCUUCAGAGUGUCGAUGAUGCUGAUGAGAUUGUGAGGGUUUUGGAAGAAAAGGGGGUUUCUUUGUUCAAGAUUCAUUCGGAUGGUUCUGCUUUUGUUGAGCUGUUGAAUCAGUUGCGUUCUUGGCCUCCGUUAGCCAUAGAGGUUUUUAAUUGGAGAAGGAGACAAACAGAUUUUAGCAUUCCAAUGACAGCAGGGGAAUAUGCCAAGGGUAUUACAGUUGCUGGUAGAAUGAGGAAUGUUGAUCUUGCACUUGAAUUUUUUACAGAGGCUUCUAACAAGAGAUGCAAGGCAACCUCUACAUACAAUGCACUUAUGGGUGCUUAUAUGUUCAACGGUUUUGCUGAGAAGUGUCAGUUGUUGUUUCGAGAUUUAAAGAGGGAUGCAAAUUGUAUUCCUUCAAUUGUAACAUAUAAUAUACUUAUUUCCACCUUUGGGCGGUUGAUGUUGGUAGAUCACAUGGAGGCAACCUUUCGCGAGAUAGAGGAUUUAAAUCUCUCUCCCAAUUUGAGUACGUACAAUAAUUUGAUUGCUGGAUACAUUACAGCUUGGAUGUGGGAUAGUAUGGAGAAGACCUAUAGAAUUAUGAAAGCAGGCAAUGUAAAGCCUGAUAUUAUCACCCACUCCCUAAUUCUUCGAGGGUAUGCACAUUCUGGAAAUUUGGAAAAGAUGGAAGGGAUAUAUGAAUUGGUAAAAGAUCAUGUUAGUCAGAACGAAACUCCAUUGAUCAGAUCUAUGAUAUGUGCAUAUUGUAAAAGUUCUGACAAAAGUAGAGUUAAAAAGAUUGAGGCUUUGUUGAGGCUCAUUCCCGAAAAUGAGUAUAGGCCUUGGUUGAAUGUGCUAUUGAUUAGGUUAUAUGCACAAGAGGAUUUACUAGAGGGGAUGGAGAAUUCAAUCAAUGAGGCAUUUGAGCAUAGUACCUCUGUAACAACUGUUGGUGUGAUGCGUUGUAUCAUUGCAAGUUAUUUCCGAAGCAAUGCAGUGGACAAGCUUGCAAAUUUUGUAAAGCGUGCAGAGUGUAGUGGGUGGAGAAUCUGUAGGUCCCUGUACCACUGCAAGAUGGUCAUGUAUGCAUCACAGAAGCGCCUUGCCGAAAUGGAGACAGUCCUUGAUGAGAUGGAGAAUUUGAAUUUCGUUCGCACAAAAAAGACAUUUUGGAUACUAUAUAAGGCAUACUCUAUAUGUGGUCAAAAGUAUAAACUUGAGCAGGUGAUAGGAUUGAUGUGCAAGCACGGCUAUGGAAAUCCUUUGGAUACACUUACUUCAUAGUGCACCUUUUGAUUGGAUAGCACGUAUGUGCUGAAACAGUCGAGCAGCAUUCAUCUAAUAUCUGUGAAUGCAAAUGUUUCACUACAUCUGUAGGAUGAAAUACAGAUUCAUCUAGUUCAAUGGUAAACUUCUUACCUUUUGUUAACUACUCCAGUUAUUGAAACUUCUUUUGUAUCAUGUCUUUAUCUUUCACACUUGCUGUGGGUAGUUAUACCUAGGAGACCAUUUUGUUUAUUAUGUAGUCUGUAGUUUAUAAUGCUAUUGUUUCAAGAAGUAUUUAAUAAUGUGACACUUUAAAUCUUUCUCCAUUCACAUGUUGUUGGCUUGCAAAAGUAGAAGGCAUCUUUUUGGUUUGAUGACUCAUGUAAAUCCUCUGAUUUCUAUGUUUAUGCACUGGCAUAGUGGCAUGUUUGCAUUAGAUAUAAAUAUUAUAGUAUACACUUCUCUGCCUAUUCAUCAUGUAACAUCUUUAAAUUCAAUGACAUUUGAUUGUGUAGGGUACAAGUGUAUAGACCUUCCAUAUUUAAAUACUUUCCUAGAGGUGAAAAAGAAAAUUUUCGGCUGCCAUGAUGGAACAGACUAUCAAACUUCAUUUUCAAGUUUCAUUCCCAUGUCCAAAAGCACAAAUUGUUAAUGACCUUUUUUUAUCCCAAUACUUGCGGUCAACAAUAUUGGAAAUAUAAAUCAGUUUAUUGAUUUCAGCAGAUCUAAAACAUCAUUUCCAUCAUACUAUGAGAGAUUAGUCUUUCCUUAUUAACUCAAUUUAUUUACUGUCUCCUUCGGCUUUUAGUUCUCAGAAUUGUGCUUGCUCAAAACUAUCUAAGACUUAUAUAUUUACCCCAAAAAAUAAAAUUAAGACUUAUAUUAUUAUCUUGUAGCUUUACUUCUGACCUCUUACGUUCUUGAUUUUUUUUUUUCCAUGGAUUAGUUCUCCCCCAACACAGACUCACAGAACAACCUGGCAAUAGCCGUGAAUUAACUAAAAUUAAUUGUCAUUAUUCUGUUAAAAAUAGAUAACCUGCGCACAUAUUUCAGCCAUGGCUGGCCUUAUUUCCCAAGAUUUGCAAGAAGAUGUGCUGCAUCAGGCAUUGGACCUUUCUUGAAACUAUUGUGCAUUUUACGAGUGUCUUUUGGCACUUGCGUGACAACUUGUGACUAUAUUACAAGGUUUCAGGUCACAGAUUCGGAUUAUUCUAGUGUGAGCUUGGGGUGAAUGCAAUCUUAAAUCUGCAAGGCUUGCUUUUGUAGAACAACUUGUGUGAUAUGUGGCCAUAAAUAUAACAAGUCAAUUGAAAGAAAGGUUUGGAACCCACCACUUGCUAGGUCUCAUGGGCAGCUUAGGUGCCAAAAUCAUCCAGAUAAAAUGAUGUUAGCCGCUCAAAUCUCAGUACGCCUCGGAUGUUGUGAAAUCUUUUGUAAUUGUCUCAACAAGAGUAUGCGAAUAAGAAGUUAAAGUUAUUAAUCCAGCUGAUUUGUUUAUUUUAUUUUAUUUUAUAUUGACCUUCUAAGUGGGACUUAUUGCUGUUGGGACUCCAUUCUCAGUUUGUUUUUGUCAUUUAAAUUGGUGAGCCGGAUUCCAAUUUGACUUUGCUGAAGAGUUUUCUUGGGCCUAUCCAUCAUUGCAGCUUGUCUUCUUUGGCUAUCUUAUAUAGUUAUGUAGCUCUAAUCCCGGUUUUGAUCAUGAUAGGUUUUUGAACCAUUUUGUGGUUCAUAUGAACUUGUCUUUUCUACCUGAGAUUGUUGUCUUUUGGUGCUCGUAUUUAACCAUGUUGUUGUUGGACGUACCUCCCAAACCAUCGCCCAUCUUCAUCCAUGGUCUCUGGUUGAUUUUGUUAUGGUCGUCUUUCAUUCAAGUUCUGCAACUUCCAUCCAUAAUUGUAGUUUCACAUGUAAUGGUCCUUUAGUCUUUCCUUUUGGUACCAAGUCUUUUGUAUGUAAGAUAAUUUAUGAGGAACCCUAUCAUUAAAAGGUCCACCAAUUUGGUUGUGACUAUGGUGGAGGUUAGUAACUCUAGGGUUGAAACUUGGGCAAGUUGAACCCAAGCAACCCGGAAUUUUUCUGUGCUUGGUAACAUUUUUCAGUCUUUGGGUCACAUUUAGAUAUAUGUCUAUAUUACACACACUUCUUUGCUAUAUGGGGCCAUAACAGCAUUCUCUUCUUUGAAGCUUCUCUCAAAUUGUCUCUUUUAGCUUGGUAGCUAAGUCCUCCAAUGGCAGAUCACAAACCAAAAAUGGAUAUUUCCAUCGCCCAGAAUGUUUGGCAGUAGCAUAUUUGUUGCUUGCUUUGUUGAGGUAUCAAAUAUCAGAUCGUUUGUAUUGAUUAUCUUGUAUUAUUAUACAUAAUAUAUAAAACCCUACAACAUAUUUGUAUAUAUAGAUUAACAAACUCUGUCAGGCAAAUAAAUCACUCUUGUUCAGGCCGUUGGCCUUUGCACCAAGGUUGUUAAAAUCGAGAUCCUAAGUAGGAUCGGUGAGAGGGUCCGGUGGAUCGAAUUGAGGAUCGUAAGAUCCUACUUUCUAUUAAAAAAAAAGAUAAAAAUAAAAUUAAAAUGAUACAUAUUAAAAAUAAGGUGAAAAAUCAUAAAAUCUAUGAUCCUACUUGCGAUCCCAUACGAUCCUACAUGAUCCCAUGCGAUCCUACACGAUCCUACUUGCAAUCCUGUUAUAACAUCGAUCCUACAACGAUUUGGAUCGUUUUAGCAAUGUAGGAUCGUAAGAUCGUAUGAUCCUACGAUCUGGAUCGCGAUUUUAACAACCAUGCUUUGCACAUGGACUCUAGAUGAACUGCUGUGGUCUGGCUAUGGAACUCCUCCAUGUAGGUGGUCUCGCCAUGGCAUUCAUAGAAAUCUGAAGGGCUUUCAACGAAAUAUUCUUCCCACGAUGUAAUCUGGAUGUGUAUAACAUCAACAAGGAUAGAAAGAACUACUUCUUGGACAAUGCAAAUGCAUCGGCUAGAGUUGGUGUAUAAGAAAUGGCUGUAGUUUUCUGAUGAACCAUGGCUACCAAAAUCCGUUGCAGUCAUGAAGUUGGUGUGUUUGUUUUGCACGAAAUCCCAGCCCAUUGUAGAAUACGAGGACACAGAAUUGAUGUUCAAAGUUUUGGGAGUGACAGAAACAGGGAAUGCAACAUUUGCAAGAUCAUUUCAGCCAUCAAUCAAAUACAAUGUCUAUUUUGGCACGGUUGAAGCACAAGGAUUGAAUUAUCCGCUGGAAGUAAAGUAUUGCAGAUUGAAUUGUCUAGAAUCAGUUCUUGCCAUUGCUGGAACUCUAUUCUAGAUGUUGUAGAAUGUUUCAGUUGGGAAUUCUUUCUUUGUUACCAAUUUAAAUCCAUUUUUUAUUUUAUUUUUUGGGAGUUGCUAAUCCCAACAAAGAAUAUGUUGAAUCCAAUAAAUGGUAGCAGGAACUUUAUUUCAACGACAUUGUGGAAAUCAGUUACUUAAUUGCUAACAUGUUCUGGUUUUUCUUUUC